GGGGACAUACCUCUUGCGUAAGCCUCCCUCGAUGGUUGGAACGUCGAGAACGCAAUAUAUCCCUCCAAAUACUAACUUAAAAGGUCUCUCCUAUGGAUUAAGGCCACGACGUGCGUUCUUGGACUUCAGGAUUUCCGCCGCUGUGUAGAAGUUUUACUAAAAGAGAAGCUUCAGCUGCAAAAACUAGAUCGGAGUUGCCGGCGAUAUCACGGGCAUAGGUUCUCUUGAUUUUUUCUACGGUGUUAAAACCCUAAGUUAAUAUAUUAAAUCAAAAAUAAAUUUAAGCUAUGAACAAAACUUGCGGGCGUUGCUCAAAGGUCGCGUACCCAGUUGAAAGUAACUUAGUAAACGGGCGAUCUUGGCAUAAGCCUUGUUUUAAUUGCGCUACUUGCCACUUAACUUUGACUUUAAAAAAUUUUGUUUCCGCUCAAGGAGAAAUUUAUUGCAAAGCUCACGUACCUAAAGCGGAUACUCAUUUUCUAAAGGAUCAAGAAACAGCAAAAGUCGCCAAUACGUCUGUUAAAACUGCUGCUGUUGUUCCCUGCCCUGCUGAUCCAUCUAUUAAAGGAGCUACUGCUCCUGCAGAAGUUUCUAAAGAAAAAGAGGCCAGCACAUCCGUCGGCCUUGAAAUGUUGUCUGCUAAACCCAGCAAGGAACCUUUAAAUAACAAGCAGUCAUCCGAUCAAUAUGCCAACAUUAACAUCGUUCCCAGUCAAGUUUCAAUAGAAACUUCAGAAGUGACUCCUGGAAACUGUGCUGCAUGUGGUAAUUCGUUGGCUGAAGAGGAGUCCUAUGCGUAUUAUGACGAUAAGUUGUGGCAUCUGCCUUGCUUCAAGUGUCGAAAGUGCCGGAGGGUUUUCUCCGCACAAGAGGAGUUUGUUCCUCACGAGCCUAAAAGCAAGAAAGAGGAGUGUCGCAUCUACUGCAUCCCCUGCUACGAGGAAAAACAGGCCAAGCACUCGCCGUGCGCAGCAUGCAAGGCAGGCAUUCGCCCUAGCGAGGACAGGAUUCGUUUUGAGGGGUUUCUCUACCACAGCGACUGUUUUAAGUGCUCUACGUGUCACGGUCCUUUGGAUUUGUCCGCCUUCUUCUACAAAGAUGGCGCGUUUUCCUGUGAUAAGUGCGAAAAUUUUCCAGUUUGCACUAAGUGUAAUCUGCAAAUAAAAGAUUCAAGCUAUCCUUGCGUAGCCGGCAAACCGUAUCAUAGCAAUUGUGUAGUUUGCAAGGAAUGUAGCUCUGCGCUUACCUCCCCUUUUACGCGCGAUGGAGAUCUUUACUGUAGGGAACACGCGUGAUGUGUCUAUGACUACGGCUUGCAUGUGCUUGGUUUGCAUGGAAAAAAAAUUUUUUUUUUG
Zophobas morio is the source of this 1355-nucleotide messenger RNA. RefSeq names its product LIM domain-containing protein B-like. Gene Ontology annotation, molecular function: transcription coregulator activity. Gene Ontology annotation, cellular component: Z disc; nucleus. The transcript is spliced from 10 exons. The record is from RefSeq and is a predicted model, not a curated record. NCBI's taxonomy places the organism in Eukaryota, Metazoa, Arthropoda, Insecta, Coleoptera, Tenebrionidae. The coding region runs from base 288 to 1295 and encodes 335 amino acids.